GUCCGUACCAAACGCUCCGCUUUUAACCGAGGACAGUCGAGAAGAGAUUUAACUGAGGUAAAGCUCCUUUAACAUUAUACAAUGUAUAUACAAAUAUUUUUUUUCGACUAAAUGAAGUCAGGAAAAAUACUGUUUUUAAAUAUUUUUAAGGUAGCACAGAGUAAACGCGACCGGCGGUUGAGAUCUGAAUGCCAUGUUAUGUUGUUGGAGGUGUUGUUCAUUGGUGUGUUUUAAAUACGAGUAGCCAAUAUAGAGUCCGUCAAAUAAGAAAAUUUAAUUCCAUUUCUUUCAUACUGCGAAUUGUAUAUAUUGUUGGCCUACGGUAUAAGGGUUGUUGAAAACACGUUUUUUGUCAGCAAGUUCGAUCUAUUCGUUUAAAAUCCUUUCAGAAGAGUGGCCUCUACACAGUAUAUAAAACUUCAAAAUAAUUUCGGUCUGUAGAACGUCAAAAACGGAAUGCAAUUUUUUAUAGGACAAAUGUUUACUGUUCCGACUAGCCACGUCUCUUUAAAACAUGACGAAAAUUCUACAAGCGUGGUAUACAGUUGCACUAACAGCGCCCACGUGUCAGACAAGGUCUCCAUGGCCAGCAAAGGAUACGAUCCCAUGGAAAACCCAAUCUUAGCACGAGAUUUAUCACGUGCAAGUUAAGAAGGGCUUUUCUGCCUUAGGCACAUCUUUUGGGCCAGUUAACUUUGUCAAUGGAGACAUUUUUGAUCCUAGGUAACCCGCGUAAGGCUCUAUUUACGCUUAGAACCAGCUGAGGCAAUGACUAGGCGUUUCGUAGACGAGCGAAAAUUUGCAGGAGCAGAAAACUACACCGGCAAAAUCCAUAAAUAAUCAGGUCGACGUCCGAUUUAGUCACAACCUCUUCCUUCAUUUGACUACCAUAAGUUAUGCCACUUGAAUCGUAAAUUGAAUUUUAAAAAAUCUUUCUGGUCUCGAAUUUUCUCGCUAAUUUUUCUUUUUCGGGAGUUAAAGUUCAAGAGAAAGAAAAAAAAAUCUUUUUACUGUAGCCUGUUUUGAUUUGCCGAAGAGUUUAAGGUCUCUACGUACCGUCAAAGUACACCGAGCAUUGCGUUGUGUUGUACCUCGCACGUGUACAAAUAAAAUCACACACCAUUGAGUUUUCUUCCUACCGGAAGCAAAAAAAAGACGAAAUCCGAUGAGCCAUCGGCUGUUGUUUUGAAUUAUAUUAAAAAAUUUCGACUGAUAUUUAAAACUUUAAUCGUGUUUCACUACUCAGCUUGAGGUACAAACAAGCAUCUAUUCGCCAUGGGUAAACGCUUGCCUCCUUUGAUGAGAGAAGCCGUUGCCGAAUUCUCUUCCACCUUCAUUUUGCUGGUGAGUAUUGUUAUUUCUUUUAGAACUUUUGAUAUUUCGUCUAGUUUCAUUCCCAUUAAUUUUCACCCUGCUUCUUUAAAGGUGGUAAUCAGACAAAAAGCGAAAUAAGAAAUUCAACAGUUUCAUGUCGUCAUGUCAUGUCUGACAUCAAGUCAAUUAUUGCUAAAGACAACAUGUCAAAAUUUGUUAACAUUAUCUUCUUUUAAAAAUUUCAUUUGUCAAUAGAGGAAGGUUAUUCUCUGCAGGCGGUCUAACUUUUUUCUCUAGCGAAAGAAUACACUUGAGCGCAUCGCACGGCAAACGAGGGCGGUAGCACGAGAAGAACGCGUUAUGAGAGGAAGCGGGAGGGAACGAGAGAAUUAGGGGGAAUCGUGAAUUCACUACUACAUCUUUUCGCCCCCCUGAACGGGAACGCAGAUUCCGGAAUCUGGGAAAUAUAUGAAUAGUGAAUGCGGAAUCUAGGAAAUUUGCGUUGUGUAAUGCGGAAUCCUGAGCUCUGGAAUCCGGAAUAAAGCUCAACGAAUCCGGAAUCCCUCUUAUGAUUGGAAUCCUACCAUUCCUGUUAUGUUAAAAAAAUAGAUGUCGAUUCAUUUUGUGGUAGUACAGUUAAACCUCACUGUUUCACGGGAACAAAGUUAAUUGCCCUUAUUACAAAGGUGUGCGUAUUAUCAAAAGAUAUAUUAUGCAGAAUAGGCGUUUUUGUUUUUGUUUUGUUUUGUUUGUUUUCCUUGCUUUUUUUUUAACUAAACCUCAGAGUUUGUUUACAUAUGUUCUCUUUCAGAUAUUUGGCGCUGGUUCAGUGGCUCAAAUGGUCCUUAGCGAGUGGAAAUUUGGGAAUUUUUUCUCUGUUAACUUCAGCUGGGGAAUUGGAGUAGCCAUUGGUUGCUACUGGGCAGGAGGCGUAUCAGGUGUAUUAUCUCAAUUAUCCAGUGCCAAGGAUCUUGGCAGGUUUUUAGGGCCGUCAGCAUUCAGAAAUGUUUAUCCUUUACUUAGACAUACGUGACUAGAGUAUCGAUUUUCAUCGAUUGGUGAAACCAAUCGAUAUUAAUCGAUUAAUUUUAUCGAUCAUUGGUUUCCGAUGAUCGAUUUUCGUUUAUUGGAAACGUCGGACAUUCAUAGCGUUGGCCCCUACUCAUUGCUUUGUAUCGAUUUUUACUGAUUUUCAUCCAUUUUAUCGAUUUUUAUCAGCUUUGAUAAAUGAAGGGAUGUAAGUUGGCUACCACGGGUGCCAUUUACAGUAAGGACGGGUAAAUCUUUUUUCCUCGAGACAACAUACUCGCGAUGAUACUCACAACGCAUGUUCACGAAUCAUGGGUUUCAACUUAUGAAAAUUUUCGAAGACACGUUCAAUCAAGUUAUUUUUGGAUAGUUCGACACAUUUAGAGGAAAAGUAGCAAUUUAAGGACUGAUCCUUUUUUGGAUUAAGCGUUAAAGCGUGGUCAUGUUAAAAUGGCGCUUGCGACUUAGUUUUAAUUAACUCCCACGAGGACAUUUUUUAAGUAUAUAUAAUUAUGCGAUCAAGCAGCAUUAGAGUCAAAACUAACACCCUAAAGAUAGAGCAGAAUAUGUAGCCAGGUUUUCUUCUUUUUUUGACUCUCGGAGUCUACAGUGUUCAAGAGUGUACAAAAAGCAAUUUACGGUGUACGGAAUAAACCUGUAUGCGAGUUCAAAAACUAGUUCGUAACGACUCUUCUACAAUCCACGUUCAAUAUUAUUACUAAUGCGUAGCUCAAACGUAUCUGGAACCAUUUUUAAACGAUUACCAUCGAUAAAAAUCGAUUUCCGAUAUAAAUCAAUUAGUAAUCGAUUUGGUCGAUUAUCGAAUUUCAUCGAUUUGGAGUGUCCUUCUUAGAGCUCUCUCCGCCGAAGGGGCCCCCGCUGGGUACCCCAUUAAAAGUAGCAAAAAUCGUUAAACAGCGAUCGCGCGGGCUUUGUUUGUUCCCUCUCCCCAGCUGAGAGAUUUUCGCUUCAAGGACUGAUUCUUCGUAGUUUUGUUCAUUAAGUGCAGUAAAGUCUAGGCAAUUUUCUUAUUAAUCCUUAAUUAGUUUUUAUUAAAAUUGAUAACUGAUACUUAGACGAAGUCCAUUGCACGGGCACUGAUCCACAGUAUUCUGUUAUGCAAUGAUUCGCAGGGGCUCACAUGAAUCCCGCUGUUACACUGGCUUUUGCCGUCGUCAGGAGAUUACCAUGGAGGAAAGUUCCCGUAUAUUGGACGGCGCAGAUGCUGGGGGCAUUUGUGGCUUCAGCGUGUGUUUAUGGCGUCUACUACGGUGAGUAAACGCGAGAGUUGAAUUGAGUUGCUUCCUAGUAAAACAAAUCUCGCACACUCUAUCUCUGUGUAUUCGCGCAGCCAAUUUAAUUUAGAUCUUAGUUGUUCCCCUAUGUCACUUUUAUACCAUUUGUAUACCUUAUGAUCUGGCUGAGAGACCGAAUACUUUUUAUCGUCCACUAACUCUGAGAUAGAUACGGCUGAGGCUGGAAUUAAGUUUCCUCAUUAGAAAUGUUUUCGUAAGGUUAAACCACGACUAAAGACUGGCAGGAACCAUUUUCUCCUAACGCUUCAUCCAUUCGAAAUACAAAGUAGGUAAGCUUAAUUAUUUUUUUUUUAGAUGCUUUGAACGCAUUUGAUGGCGGUGUCCGUCAGAUAAUGGGUCCAAAGGGCACGGCAGGGAUCUGGGCUACAUAUCCACAGCCAUAUUUAUCCACCUGGAAUGGCCUUGGAGAUCAGGUAAACAAAAUUAUUGGUCCAGAGCUUCGACAGGAAAACCCAGUUGAAGUGUCCGGAGCAUAAUAAACAGUAAGCUAAUAAACAGUUUCCCGAAAAGUUGUCAAGUCUAAUUCGGUAUUGGUUAGAAAAAGUAGUGAAUUUGUUUUAGAGUGAGUCUAGAAUCGAGAAGUUCUUAGCUAAAGAUAAUCAAAGCUAAAACGUGUCUUCGCACCAGUGGCCCCUUGUGCGAAAUGAUCACACCUUGAUAUGGAGGGUAAACAUUUUGGUGGGACCUUGAAAAGAAAGGAUGUCAGCUUUUUGAAUGAUGUAAUAUCUCUUUGGUUUUCCUUCCCCACUGUGUCGUUUGCCAUCCAGCAAGGUGCUUUUGACGGUUCAUGUAAAGGGCCCAUUGAAUUACAAAAAAAGAGAGAAUACUUUAGGCAAUUGUUUUCAGAUGCUGCGGAUGGCAAAGAUGAACAUGGGCUGAAACUUGGAAAAACUUGGCCACUUUGUUCAAGUUUAAAGAUGGCUCCUUGUUCAAGUUUAUAGCUGGCUCCGUUAUUAAAAAAAGGCUCAUUUGCCACCAGUAAAAUUGGAGUAUUUUAUAUUUUUGCUUAAUGAAAGCUGUAGUUCUUUUCAAAGUUUCGUUACCAUCGACCUUAAAACCGAAAAAAGCUAUGACAAAAAGGUUCGUCAUAAUUUCAUGCGCCUUUUAGGAAACGCAGCCACCUUCCAGAUGUUAUGCAAGCUAAAAAAAGUGUAAUUAUGAUUAGUGCGCCCUGAUAAAAUUUGUUAGAGUUCUCUUGACUGACAUGAGAAUUUUAGUGUAUGGUUUCAGGCACUUGUUAACGAAUUCAACACCGAAUUUCCCCAAAACAACGUCCUCGUGACAAAGACGCUUUAAUCAUAGAAGACACGCCCAGAAAAAAUAUGUAUAUGUAUCCAAUCGUUACUUUAAUUGUUAGGUGCUUGGCUCAGCGUUGCUUGUUGGCUGCGUGUUUGCUAUCAUCGACAAGAACAACAAUUCUCCUGACAAAGGCGUCACGCCCAUCAUGAUCGGACUAGUGGUGUUUGUUAUCGGCGCUACUUUUGGGUUCAAUUGCGGUUACGCCAUCAAUCCCGCCAGGGAUCUGGGACCAAGGGUAUUUACGGCGGUUGCAGGGUGGGGCUGGGGAGUGUUCACGUGAGUAUUUUCAAUGAACAAUGUAUGUUGCAGAAUAAGAACUUAGUAAAAUAUCACUCAUGCACUGUGAGGUCAUAUCUAAUGAAAAAUGAAAAGAGGUAUCCAUCCUCCACACUUAAAUUAGUGACUGGAAUGACGUCAAAAUCUUCAAAGCCCAAGUUGUACAUUCUGCAUUACUUAUCUACAUGCAGACAAUGGGCUUUUUUCUCCUUUACUACUACUACUAAUAAUAAUAAUGACGAUGAUGAUGAUGAUAAUGGGAUAUCAAAAAAAUGUCUUUACCAUUAUCUUAGUAGCAUGAGUGGCAGGCUUCGACAGGGGCGUAUAAUGGCUUGCUUACCCCCUCCCCCUCCCCUUUUACCUUUCACGCCUGCCACGCAGUCCAUGCUGUCAUAGAUAAUUGUUCUAGCCUAAAAAAUGCGUGAUAAAUUACUCAGUUGUUACAAAAUAUGUUCAUUAUCUUCUUCUUUUUGAAAAACAUAAAAAAGUAUCAAAAGCAAGCAAUUUAAUUUUCAAGUAACUUUGAUAAAAAUCUUAUAGACGGACUUAACUCCACAGGGCUGCAAAUAACUGGUCUUGGGUACCUGUGGUAGGCUGCCUUUUGGGUGGAGUGCUUGGUGCCUUAAUCUACAUUGGAUUAAUUGAGAUGCAUCAUGAUUCAGAAGACGAUAGGGAGACUGGGUACGAUCUUGAGAGAAUUGUUAUAACCACACCUGACUUCAAGGCUCAAGCAAACGACAUAGGAAACGGAAAUUUGGCCUUUGGUGACGGAAUACCAAUGGCAUCUACGUAAUCUGUCCAUAAAGAGUUAUCCCACGAAGACGAAAUUGGUAUCGUGAGAUAACAACAUUAACUGAGUCUGAAUAGAACUAUAUUUUACUACUCAGAAUUACUCAGAUAGUAAUCAUAGAGGACGAGAACCAAAUGAUGAUAUGCCUUAUUUUUGCGCUUGCAAGCGAUUCAACGGUAACGCAUAAGCGAAGCAAUGCGAUGAUCUUCCUUUCUGUAUAAAACUGUUGCUUGUAUUUUUCGCGUGAUAAAUAUAAUCCAGUUUUAAUGUUUUUUUUUCUUAAUUUUUUCGCAACUUCGAUUCCGUGCUUUCAACCCCUUUCUGUCAAACGCGGCC
This is a messenger RNA of Porites lobata, 6360 nucleotides long. The record is from the annotation of a GenBank genome assembly. Lineage: Eukaryota; Metazoa; Cnidaria; Anthozoa; Scleractinia; Poritidae.